Phialemonium atrogriseum is the source of this 2189-nucleotide messenger RNA. Its product is annotated as major facilitator superfamily domain-containing protein. The transcript is spliced from 12 exons. Gene Ontology annotation, molecular function: basic amino acid transmembrane transporter activity. Gene Ontology annotation, biological process: basic amino acid transport; transmembrane transport. NCBI's taxonomy places the organism in Eukaryota, Fungi, Ascomycota, Sordariomycetes, Cephalothecales, Cephalothecaceae. The record is from RefSeq and is a predicted model, not a curated record. Gene Ontology annotation, cellular component: fungal-type vacuole membrane. The coding region runs from base 348 to 2105 and encodes 585 amino acids.
AUCAAUAAUUGCUCCUGCAAUCGGCAUUGGGCCGCUCCUUGCGACAUCGAUCCAUGGAUGUCGCGAUUUUACAAACAUACCAAUCGCCAUCGCCGGGUCACUCGUUAACCGCGAUUUGGAAUCCCCAUGAUAAAAUGCCGCAGCACUUAUAUUGCUGCUCGUCGGGGCUGCUGCCGAGAGUGGUGCAGUGAGCGAUGCCGAAAGAAGCUUUGCCAAGGAUCUAUUAUAAUUUCUCUGUCAGCACCGGUAGCGUGGAGUGGUACUUAUCUUGGCUAGAGACCCAACUGCCACUCGCCGCUCUGAACGGACAUCACGAGUCAGGAGUCGCAGCUUGAGCCUCGAGGAAAAUGCCCGUCUACGAGACCCCGACAAAUCCGUCGGAAAUAUCGCCUCUGCUUCCCUCGCUGAAACAACCUUCCUACGCCAGCGCCUCCACGGUCUCGCUUUCAUCCGAGUCAUCGUCGAGCAGUCGGAACAGUCAUUCGGACCAAGCAAGCAGCGACGAUGUCGAGGCCACCGGUGAAGGGGAAGAGACACAGGGGGCCAAGCAGGUCGACUCUCAUAAACAUGUCAUAAGGAUGAUUUCUGUGCUCCUCAUCGGCAUCUUCGUCGCUCAUGCAGACGGCUCCAUCCUGAUGGCGACGCACCCGUUGAUAGCAUCCGAGUUCAACGAUCUGACCAACUCGACUUGGUUGAUAACCAGCUUUGUGCUCGCUGGAGCAGCCACCCAGACCCUCUAUGGCAAGCUCAGCGACAUCUAUGGAAGGAAGCCCGUGGUUCUCGCGGCUUACUCGAUUUUCGCCUUUGGCUGUGCAUUGGUCGGAGUUGGACAGUCCAUGUGGCAGGUGAUUCUCGGCCGCGUGAUAUCCGGGGCUGGCAGCUCGGGCAUGACGGUUCUCGUCUCCAUUAUUAUCACAGAUCUCCUCCCGCUGAGGGAAGUCGCAGCUUGGCGGUCGUACGUCAACAUUGUUGCCACCACAGGCCGAAGCCUUGGCGGCCCUGUCGGGGGUUGGCUGGCGGAUGUGAUCGGAUGGCGAUGGUCAUUCUUUGGGCAGGUCCCACUCAUAUUAUUCGCCAUCUUCCUCUGCGCGUUAUACCUGCCAAACUCCAUCUCUACCACGCCCAUUGGCUCUGCUAAUGGCUCAGGAGGUGCGAAAAGCGCUCUGGGCCAACUUCGACGAGUCGACUUCAAGGGCUCUUUUCUCUUAACAGCAGUAAUCCUUGCGCUGCUCUUCCCCUUAGAACUCGGUGGCGUCCACAUACCCUGGACUCACCCGUUGGUCUUCUCCCUGUUUGCAGCAAGCGUGGUUCUUCUAGCUUUGUUUGUGUUUGUCGAAAAGCGAGCUCCUGAGCCCAUCAUCCCGCUCGAGAUAUUCCACCAGCGGGAUGCAGUCAUGUCAUAUCUUGUCAUGGGGCUACAGGGUUCUGCCCAGAUCGCCAUGAUGUUCUUGGUGCCGCUCUACUUUCAAGUAACAACAAGAACGUCAAACGCCGAGGCUGGAGCCCAUCUCUUCCCAGCAGUCGUUGGAAAUGCAGUUGGCGGGUUGAUCUCGGGCGUCUAUAUUAAGCGCUACGGUCGAUAUAAGCAGUUGUGCAUCUUUGCGACAAUAUCUUCGAUAACAUGUUACAUUUUGCUGAUGUUGACAUGGCACGGAAACACGAGCUGGUGGGAGUCACUUUACAUCAUUCCCGGCGGCUUCGGAGUGGGGAUUUCACAAAGCGCGUUAUUCAUCUCGCUGCAGGUCGUCGUCGACCCCACUCACAUGGCAUCUGCCAUCUCGAUGAUGUAUCUGUCAACCACAAUCUGCACCAUGACUGGCCUCGUCAGCGCCAGUGCUGUGAUGCAGGGAACCCUCCGCCGAGGACUCGAAUCCCGGCUUCUGGGCCUCGGCUUGGAUCUUCCCAGCAGGCAAAAGAUCAUCUCGGAAGCAGUCUCGGAUGUUGGUUACGUGUCUCGCACUCAUGGUGCCGUGCGGACCGCAAUUGUCGGGUCCUAUGUUGACAGUCUCUGGUACAGCCAUGGGGUUUCUCUGAUUUAUUCUCUCUUGGCAUUCCUCGGUGCCAUCCUCCUGAGGCAGAAACGGCUAGAUCACUUUCCGCGCUGAGCGAUGCUUGACGAGACUCGAGGGGACAAACUCGGGUAGUCGGACAUGAAGGGCAGAAAGAAAAUAUAUAUAUAUAUAUAAUAG